Saccostrea echinata is the source of this 961-nucleotide messenger RNA. RefSeq names its product protein enabled homolog. The record is from RefSeq and is a predicted model, not a curated record. Bases 44 to 763 code for a protein of 239 amino acids. NCBI's taxonomy places the organism in Eukaryota, Metazoa, Mollusca, Bivalvia, Ostreida, Ostreidae. The transcript is spliced from 2 exons.
AAUAAAUAAGACAGUACCACCAUUACAGUGACAGUUCUGGACAAUGGUUAGAUUAUCACUCUUCAUUCUUCUCUUAAACUUCCUAUUACAGGUCCAUGGGGUUCCAGUGGCUGGUGUCGGCUAUAACCGUUGUUGUCAGCUAGCUGGUACAGAAUAUAGCCCUUGUUGUCAAAACUUGCAAUGGUUUACAGAGGUAGGUCCUGAUGGAGUACCACGUGAAGUCCAGCUAACGAUGGAGGAAGUCCAAAGACGCCUCCGGGAACAGAAAUCUCAGGGAAACAUCCACAUAAAUUAUCACGGGGAAUCAGGUCCCGUGGGAAUAGAAGAGACGCCGGAAGAAGAGAAACAAAGACUAGAACUUGAGAGACUGGAAAAAGAAAAAUUAGAGCAAGAGAAACGAAUAAAGGAACUGGGAAAAAAAUUAGCAGAAGAGAAGAAAAUAAAAAAGCCAGCGGUAAAGACAAAAACAACACAGAGACGGCCAAACAGAAUCAGACGGCCAAACAGAAUCAGACGUCCAAACAGAAACAGAAAUCCAAACAGAAGACUAACCCUGAGAAGAAAUACUCGUCCACCUGUCUCGGAAUUACAGCGUACACGUGAUGCCAGACUUGCCAGAAAUAGAGGACCUCCAAACGUUAAACCAGAAAAGAAACCAGAGAAAAAAGAAAAGUCGAAGAGGCCUAGGGGGUUAAUUCCGCGAUGGAUUGAAUCAAACCGGAAGUUGAUAAAUAGAGUAAGGGAGAAGGGCUUUUUUGGAUAAACAUUGAGGGAUGGGAACAUGAUGUUUUGUUAUUCAAGUACACAGUGGAAAAAAUUGUUGAUAAUUAUAAUAAAACAUUUAAUAUUAUUUAAUUAUACUUUAGAUAGAAGCAAUUCUGCAAAUGUUUAUAGUUGUUGUUCUCGGAUUUGUACAAUACUUUAAACUUAAGUAUUAUCGAUAAACCUAAUGGGGCAGAAA